Molecule: messenger RNA, 396 nt
Organism: Prunus armeniaca (apricot)
Lineage: Eukaryota; Viridiplantae; Streptophyta; Magnoliopsida; Rosales; Rosaceae
Source: the annotation of a GenBank genome assembly
AUGGAUCAAAGAAGAUGGGAAGACUUAAACAUAGACUGUUUGGUGAAUAUUUUUGGAAGAGGUGGUAUGGAGUCACUGCUUUUGGAUGUGUCUUUUGUAUGCAAUUGUGCAAAGGGCAUGUUACUGUACUCAGGCUACCUCCAUGUGCUUCAGAGGAAGUGUGGUGAUCCCAAGGUUCUGGCAUUGCCUAGUUAUUUAGUUUACCUCAGAUCAAGUGUAAUUCCAAAGCUGACUGGUGAGUGGAAACAUUUGGAGGAAAUCCUUUCACAGUCAUCAUUUGAUAAAGAUGAGGCAAUUGCAGUUGUUAACUUCCUGCCGAAGAUUAAGAAGUUGAUCUUGACGAAUGCAGAAAUUGGUCGGGAUGAUGUUAUAAAGUUACCGCAGGGAUGUCAGUGA